Adineta steineri is the source of this 477-nucleotide messenger RNA. The record is from the annotation of a GenBank genome assembly. NCBI's taxonomy places the organism in Eukaryota, Metazoa, Rotifera, Eurotatoria, Adinetida, Adinetidae.
AUGGGUUUUGCAGAAAGAUUUCCACGAUGGAUUACAGGCAUUUUAGGAGUUGUUCAACUUGCAAUAACGGCUGCUAUUAUUGGUUUAGAAUUACGUUCUGCUUAUAUUGAUCUUGCUCAUGGUACAAUAUGGGCUGGACUUUGGUGUGUAUUAAGUGGUGCAUUGGCCUGUGUGAUUAUUUAUUUUGAUCAAGUUUUUAUAAAUGAUCUUUGCAAAUGUUAUUUGGGUGAUCAAAUAUGUUGUGCACUUCGUGGUAUACCAUCGUUACAAUCAAAUUAUUCAGCAAUACUUGAUGAGUGUGCAUUAGCUAUUACACAUAAUAAUAGUGCGUCACUUGUAUGUCCUAGUGUACCCUAUGAUAAAUUAGGAUUAAUUAAAGCACAGUUAGGUUGUGCCGUUGGUAUGUUGAUUACUUGUGGAAUUUAUGUUAUGCUUUUCUUAUUUGCUUGUUUUGGCAUUUGCUUUGGACAUGAUUAA